AGCUAGAAUGCUUUGAUGAGCAGCGUUAAAAAAAAUGGCUGUUCGUGUAUACAUCGCUAAAAUUUGUAUAGUUCAGUAGAAUUUUAUUGAACUAAUGUCCGAAAUGAGGCCAUAUUUGCAGGAAUUCCACGUCUCAUUGAAAGAAAAUUGAAAAUGAGUCAUUUAUUUGAAUAUAUGUUUGCGUUUUUACAGCUGACUGUUACUUCCAACGGUUGAAGUUCGUUCGAUAACUGACCUUAUAGGAUUAAAAUCUUAGCAAACUUAAUUUGCUCUUUACUUGAAUUGUCCAGCAACUGAUGUCGGAAAUGCGUCUCCCUAAUUCUCACAACACUGAUCGUCCGUAGCGUGAUACAGGUUUUUGCUCUUAUGGAACAUGAUCACAAGAUAUAUUAAGGCAAUGUGAAACAUUAACUUAAUGAGAAAAGUAGGUUUAACAUACUCGCCGAUUACACGAUGGCCACAGUUCAACAGCCAACCACACAAUUGGAAUUCCACCAAGCCAUGGCAGACUUCAGAACAAUGUUUCCAGAUAUGGACGAUGAAGUUAUAGAGGCAGUCCUAAGGGCAAAUCAAGGUGCUGUAGAUGCAACCAUUGACCAGCUUUUGGCAAUGACAACUGACAAUGAGAAUGAGAAGUUGCGCAAUGAAAUUGAACAAAAGGAAACAUUGGAAACUUCAAAAGGUCUUGGCACGACUGCUGAGGUUGCCAUUAUAACAAGUUCAUCUCCUGCAAAAAGCCCUCAGAGGCCAGCUUCUGGAGAUGAAGUGCCAUUGACAUUGUCUACAACACCUCCACUACAUUCACUCCGUGGUUGGGUACCACCACUUGUAGGACCAUUGCCUGAUGACUUUCUAAGGAUAACACCAGCAACGACAUGGGAUAGUCACCAUAAGAAACAGGCAAUGAUGCUUAAUCAGCAGAUGUUACAGAAGAAAUUUGCAGAAAACCAAAAAGUCCGUGGUGUUUUAUGUGAUGGUGCUGACCCUGAGUUAGAUCGCUAUCUUGAAGAUGAGAGAAUUGCUCUUUUCUUGCAAAAUGAAGAGUUUAUGGCAGAAUUACGUUGGAACAAAGACUUUCUUUCUACAUUAGAGAAGGACCAAGCAGAUGAGAGCCCUCCUGAAGAAACACUUGCACCAUAUCCCUUAAAGCCAUUGUCUGCUGCACAUGAUGAGGAUGACAUAUUCAGAGAACGUCUGCGUAACAUGGGAAAAAUGUCACGAAAGAAGUUUGCACAGUUGGCCAGAGUUUUUACUCGUCGUAAGAAACGAAGCUCUGCAAAGGCAAUUCUUAGCCAAGGUCCUGCACCAUCCAGAGAUAAUUUGCUUUUGAAUGCUGAACCCCUCUUAGAUGAUGAUGAUGAUGAUGACAUGGAUGGGCAUGUUGAUAAAGAAGCACAGAGUGGUCAUGUUUCACCCCAAGUGCGAAUAGAGCACCGAGAAUAAGACUGAUUCUGGAGCGAGAAUUCACCUGUAAAUGGAAAAGCCUUAGUUUUGUCUUGGCUUAUGUCUACAAUGCUUGCAUCUUACUUAAAUUAUGUGAUUUUCACUUCUGUAUAGUAUAAAGUGAAUUUGUAAGUAUGUGCCAUUUGUGUGUGUGUGUGUGUGUGUGUGUGUGUGUGUGUGUGUGUGUGUGUGUGUGUGUGUCUGAGAGAGAGAAGGCAGUUGUCAAGCUACAGUAAAUUGCUGCCAUUUCACUAUGUCUUAUGUACAUUUAUCAGGGGCUCAUAUUAAGUAAUCAUUUCCACCAUUUCUGUUAUAAAUUAUCUCUUUAUGAAUAUUUAAUUGGUUUAGGUUGCUUUGAAGAGUACUGGGUUUAUUGUAUUAACAGAAUUAGAUCACCUGCUUAGAAAUUGGACUUAAAAUUUAUCUUUGUUUAUAUGACACACAUCUUUCUUGUUUAAAUUAAAUUUUUGUUUUGAGGAAAGAAUUUGGAACAGCAACGAGAGACAUGAAAGAUACAUGAAAUAUGCCACUUGCAGACUUGAUUCUUGCAGCACAAUUUUUCCUUCUUUGAUACAGGCUAGUACAGGCAAGAAACUUUACCACUGGUAGAGUUAUUAGGCAGUUCUUCCAUACUACCUAUACUGACAUGUUGCAGUUUAUUGUCCACAGUGGCUACUUCAUAAUAUUUUUGUUUGAUAUGCUUGCUGAAAAAGUUAACAUUUAUUGAGAAUGGUAGAACUUUAUAGCUUUGAGCACUGGAGAUAAUGACAGGCUUGUACUUCCUUCAAACAUUAUUUGUAGGUUGUAAAAACUUCUGAGUACUUUGAUAAUGAAGUAAAUGAAAAAGGUUAUGAUUGUCUGUGAAAGUAAUAUAUGUUUCUCAAAUUGUAAGUUAAAGACAUUGUUAAGUGAAGUGACAGUACUGCAAAGUUUUGCAAUCACUGAAAAGAGUUCAUCAUUGUUAAUCACAUACUAAAACAAUUAUUAGUAGUCCACUCAAGGUCAGACAUAUCAUUAGGUUGCAAAUUGAAGACCAGAAGGAGGAAAGGGGAUGGGAGAGCCAGUGAUACUUCAUUGCAUUUACUAAGAUACUUGUAGAUCAGCAGUUUCUUAACUAUUUUUGUAGGCAAGAAUUUAUCCAAUGGGGGGAGGGCAGCUGACACCCCCCCCCCCCCCCACCCAAAAAAAAAAAAGUCCUCACAAACCUAACUCUCAUUCUGCCAUCUCAGAUAGACAGAUGCAGCAAUUCCCUACCACUUUGAAGAAAACUAAAACAGGUAGUGGAUACUGACCAGUAGCAGAUAUACCCUUUGUCACUUGUCAUUAAAUCUGUAAUCUGUUUCAUAGUUCAUCAUGAAAAUAACAUGAAUUAACAGCCCCUCCCCAUCCACCUCCCUCCAUCAACUCAGAUCCUGGGUACACUCUUGUUUGUAGAUACACAAAAUGAAUGGAGAUAUCAUACAAAAAACCAUAUUACAAAGAAAUUUCAUUCCCUUAGCUGAUUGCCUAUCAACAACUGUGUUCUAUACAUCCACCUUGCCUUAAUUUUCUCUGUUGUUGGCUCUGACAAGGGGAACAUACCUACUCAUUAUCACUGAUUUCGUCCAGUUGUGUGGUAUACGCAGAGCAUGGCCACAAAUGAAAGUGGCAGAAAUGUGAGUUCCAGCUGGCCAAGUUUUGGAAAAAAUACCAUUUGUGAUGUGGGUGAGGAAAGGCAUGAGCCAUUUAUGUUAGCCUAAUUUCCAGGCAAUGAUCGGCACAGUGGAAAGAGUACAGAAUGUUUAUCGGAGGGUCGUGGGGAUGAGUUCCAGUGCAGGAACUUUGUUAUUUACAACAUUUUCAUUAUAUACACAACAAAUAAACCAAAUAAUGCUCAGUAUACUGUAUUUAUUAAUAAAUUUUCCAUAAAAGGCUUGAGGAGACAAGGCAAAGGAAAAUUGGAGAUUGCAAGCAAAUUUCCUAGACAGGAUUCCCCUGCAUUCCACUAGUGCAUCUCUGCAAUGUUUGUCUUUUGUGUCAGGUAAGGAAUUUGACCAGAAACCCUCAAACCUGCUCUUAUCUCAUUGAGAGAGAGAAAAAUAAAUUGCUUUCUGAGAAAACUGCAUAAAAAUUUAUUCUGCUGUAAAUCAUGAACUAUCCUCACCAAUAUUUGGCUAAAUGAUGCACAACACAUGGAUUGGUGUGAAUCUGUACAAUGAGAGAGAACUUUUUAUGAAUGUAAAAAAAUUGUUUUUCUGUAGAAACUUUAAAACAACUAUGUAGCAUUUAUAAUAUGUGCAGGGUGCUGAGAAAAUAACUGCUUCCCCUGUUUUUAUGAUGAGUAUCACCCCAACACAAGUAAAUUAUCAACUGUAAGAUAAUAAAAGUGUCUAAUUUUAUAUGUCUAAUUUUAUAUGUCUAACAAUCCCUCCCUGGAAAUUGAUUUGCAAUCCCAAAUUUUCCUUUAAUUUUCGUGUAUUUUGUGAAAAAUAUUAAUAAGUACAAUAUAUUGGGAAUUAUUUUUGUUUAUGUUCUAUGCACAUAACAUAAAAUUUUGGAAAUAAAAAUAAAUGAAAAAUUCCUGAAGAGAGACUCAGCCCUGCAACUCUUAGAUUCCCGUUCUGUACUCUUUGUGCUGGCUGAGAACUACGCUAAUGUAAAUGGCUCAUGCAUUGCCCGAACCAUGACAAAAAUACUUUUUUUUUGCUAAACACAUGCCCAUGUAGAGUUACCACUUCUGUCACUUUCAUUUGAGCCCAAGCCCUCCAUAUGCCCUAAACCUGGAUGAAAUCAGUGAUAAUGAGUAGGCACAGUCUCCUGCCUGAACUCAUUAACUUCAUGCAAUGUUUAUUACUUUCUUUGGUUAAAAAUUGAUUUUUGAUCUAAAUAAAUGUGUAUCACUAUUUUUAGUCAGUUGGGGUAUAAUACUCAUACAAUAAGUUGUUAGGAGCAUACUUUUUAUCUGUCACAACCUUUAAAAACAAAUUUCUGAAUCCAAGGGUGUGGUGUAUUAUUUUAUUACAUUCAGCCUAUCCUAAGUCACAUUAUUAGUAGUUAUUUUGACAAUUUUUAUUCAUUUUUUUGUAGUUCAUCCUUUGUAAGAUAUCUUAGAAUCUCAUUCAGUUGAUAAAAUGAUCUGAUAAUGAUGUAGCUUGUUUUAAGGCAACUGAUAUUUGAAAGCUGUGAUGGACUUCAGUUUCACUUUUAAAUUGAAUUUGCUGUUUUCUGUAUAAAAAAAGCAGACUCAAGAUUCAUAUUUUGUUUUGCUCAUCUUUGAUUGUUACAAAUUUGUGUCCUGAUUUCAGUAGUGAAAAUGGCAUCUAGUGGUGUGCUGUUAUAUGAUUCCAAGUUUGUUAAGUUCAUGUGUGAUAGAUUUCUCUUGUCAGAAAUAGAUUUAAUAUUUUUUGAAGUAUCACAAGUGCUUGAAUAAUCUAAUCUAAACCAAACUAUCAUGUAAUUAUUAGUAUUUCCCAUCCUCAAUACCAUAGUCUGUUCAUGAGACCAAAAAGUUUUUGUGUUGCUCGUUGUUAAGAUUUCUUGUAUAGCUUCCUACUACUUCUGUAUAUUACACUUCCUUCAUUCCAACAACUUAUUAUUUUAUCUAUGGUAUAGUAUUUUCAUUUAUUCUCUUUUUGAUAUACAUCACAUGGUAUGUUUGUUAUUUUUGUUUCUUUUGCUUGUACACUCUUAGUACAUCUUAAGUUUGCCUAAGGAACACAAUAAUAACUGUUGUCUGUUGACUCUUAUUUUCUCAGUAUCUUUUUUCUCCUACAACAGGAACUCUUUUUAAAUUGUUUUUUGUGUUUGUCUCUCAUGACUAGUCUCUUGGCUGCAAGUAAGGUUCCUGAUGAUUUACUUGUUAAGUCAUGCAUAUGAGUUUGAAUAGUGCAUUUUUUACUUUCUUUGCGGUCAUAUAUUGUGGCAUAUUUGGAGUAGUGUGAUCUUUAAGAGAAGCAAAUUUAAAUCUGCAUGUGAUGAUAGGACAUACAGAUCUCUUCCAUUAGGUUAUUAAUUAGGUUUAUUGUUAAGAAAAUACUCGGUUGUAGAUGAAUUAAUUGUCUGUGAUUCUAGGAUAAUUGAUUUAUUAAAAUGGUAAAGAAAUAAUGAAAAUAUUCCAGGCUGCUUGUUUGGUUGUGCACAGAGGGGCUGGGGCAAGGAGACAAAACGCAAAGCACAUCAACCACAUGCCAAAAGAGAAACACAGAAUCUGAAGCCAGUAAUACUUCUUCAUCUUCAUCAUCUUCUUCUUCUUCUUCUUCUUCUUCUUCUUCUCCCCAGUGAAAUACGUUUGGAACCUUUUCAGAAUACCAUUACAGUAACCAGAUCUCUGUGUUUUACACUCUUUCAUAAUUUUUGUUGCUUCAAUUAAAGAUUUGCUAGAUGUUAUAUUCUCUAUUAGUGUUUAUUUCACCUAAAAAUUAAAUUUAAGCUCAUCACAGAUCUUGACAUACAUGAUGCAUUAAUAUUCAUUUUUUACUGAUUUCUCUCUCACUUCUUUGCCUAUUACUUCUAUAUAUGCAUGAAUGGUUGAGCUAUCUCUAUGAGAAACAAUUAGUCCCAACUCUUCCUGCAUUGAGUGAGCGGCGCAGUGGUUAGCACACUGGACUCACAUUUGGGAGGACAACGGUUCAAACCAGUGUCUGGCCAUCCUGCUUUAGGCUUUCUGUUGUUUCCCCAAAUCACUUCAGGCAAAUACCGGGAUGGUCCCUUUGAAAGGGCGUGACCCAUCCUUCCCUAAUCCAAUUGGACUGAUGACCUCACUGUUUGGCCCCUUCCCCCAAAUCAACUGGUCAUCUCUUCCUGCUGCUGUUUUUCCAUGCUGAUUUACACUAACACCUAUUUUCUUAAAUAAGACAGAAACUAUUUCAUUGUAUCUGAUGUUGAUUGCAUUCAUUCUGUAUCAUUAAAAUUAUUUCACUGAAAUAACAUUAAUCAGUCACAUUUGGAAACAAUGUUCUGUUGGAAACAUUUAGUUCAACCACCAAAGUGCGUUACUGUUUUAUAUUGGAUGGUGAUCCAAAAGCAACUUUAAAAGGGUGCAAGUUGAGAUUAUUGUAAUUGUUAUUUAUAAUUUUUAUUGUUGUUACUUUUAUUUGUAUUUUCAACCUUUAAGAAGUUUGAUUAGAAUAUUUUCCGUAUUGUGUGUCUUACUGAAAUUAUUAAGACACAUGUUGUGAAGUGGUUAUCUAACAGUAUUCAAUUUUAUUGGAGUUCAUACAACUUGUACUGCAAUCUGAAAGACACAAAAUUCUUUGAUAGAUCUGAUUACUUUAAUUUUCUCAGAAGCAUUAAGCAAAAGGUAGAAGCCUACUACUCAAUGGCCUACUUGAUGUCAGCUUGCUGUCAGUUUUUAAUGAGUUUAUGUGUAAUUGUUUUCUAAGCAUGUAAUAGAAAUGAUAACUACACAACUCUUCAGCUUCAUUUGUAUAUUGCUCUUACACUGGUACACUGUUUAUUAUGAUUCUUACUUUGUGAGGGGAAGGUAUAAUGGCAACGAAGCAUUUUUCUUGUUGCCAAAGAAUCAUAAUAUGUAGGAGUAACACUUCUUCACAAGUUGGAUAAUGUGUUAGUCUUUGUUUAACUUCCAGAAUGUUGAUCUAUUUUCUUUUAUGUGAUACAGUGAAAAAAGAUGAAAAGUUAUCUUAUAUCAAUGUACAAAAGAAACUGUAUUACAAUACUUUGUUAAUCAUGGUUAUGGUUUAUGUAGUGCUGUUAAAGUGCUAGUAAUUGCAGCUGUUUAUUCAUAAUGAUUCAUUGUUGCUCAUUUGUUUUGUUAUGAAUUUCAUAAAUUAUUUGGAACGUUAAUUUCUUGCUAAAAGGAUUUGUGAAAUGAUGUGGUUCAUUCAUUAUUAUGUGUAGUUAUUUUAGAUCAGAAUACCACAUAUGAUUCUUUUGAAGGUACUGUGAUAGUGAAGCAAAAAAGUAUAGUACAGAAAUUGGUGACUAGGUAUCAGAAUAGAUAAUUAAGAGGCCUUCACUAAUAUAUAUGUAUAUAAAUAGAUUUAAACUGAUCUUAUGUGAAUUUGAAAUAUUUUGUAAACAUUUGAUUUUUAUAACAGUUAUUUCAUGUUGUGAGUUAAGACAGCGGUUGCUUGUGAGUGUUUUUGCUUUGCAAGGAUCAAAAGAGAAGAAAUUGAAAGCUGAGCUUUGUGCUUAAUGUAAAUGAAUCUUAUAUGCUAGUCACUUCUGAGCUAGUCGCAUCUCCUUUUUUAUUGCUGCUUUUUAUAAAAAGAACUUAUAAUGCAUAGUGCUUACAGUUUCUUUAUUCAGUAUAAACAAACAAUUGUAAAUCUGUUUGUUGUUUCACUUUAUUCAAUACUGUAAAAAGUUAGAAUAGCAGUUCAUGGUGUACCAAAGAUCUUAGCUGUUGUAGAGUACCUAAUGUACUGUUUUAUGAAAUGUGACUGACAAAUAAUCUGUAUUAUACUGUACCAAUUAUCAGUUGCAGUCAGUCUGAUAUGAAAAGUACUCUGUUGUGAUAUUUUAAGCCAUCCAUUGUUUUGUAUUGUUGAUGGGUUGACAGUAACAUAAUAUGUCCUAAAUAGUUCUUUUUGAAUACUUGUUGAUAUUAAUUUACUUGCAUUGAAAUAUUUCAGAUUUGCAAGUGGAUUAUACAAGAUAGUUUUAUUACAGAAAAAUAUACUUAAAUUAUGUUACUAUUAUUACAGACAAUGUGAACUCUGUGCUAAUGCCCCUAUAAACAGGGAAGUAAUAUUGUAUAAUGGUUGUUUUUAUUGCAGUUCCCUUAAACAAAAUAUCAGUCUUCUUCUUUCUUAUUUUAUUUAUUUAUUUAUUUAUUUUUGUAGGAAUUAAGUGAAUUCCAGCUCCAUUCAUUGUCAUCCUUGCCCAAACAGAUUACACUGGUUCAGUAUUUGUAGUUCAGACACAAGAGAACAAGUGUGAGGUAUAAAAUAUCUCACUGAUACAUUUACCAUACAGCAGAGAUGCUGAGUCACAGAUAGGCACAACAAAAAGACUGUCACACUAUAAGCUUUUGGACAGCAAGGCCUUUGUCGAAAAUAAAUGACAGACAGACACACCCACCCACACAUGACUAUAACCUCUGGCAGCUGAAGGGUGUGUGUUCAGUUUGUGUGUGUGUGUGUGUGUGUGUGUGUGUUCACAGAUAGGCACAACAAAAAGACUGUCACACUAUAAGCUUUUGGACAGCAAGGCCUUUGUCGAAAAUAAAUGACUGACAGACAGACAGACACACCCACACAUGACUACAACCUCUGGCAGCUGAAGGGUGUGAGUUCAGUUUGUGUGUGUGUGUGUGUGUGUGUGUGUGUGUUCACAGAUAGGCACAACAAAAAGACUGUCACACUAUAAGCUUUUGGACAGCAAGGCCUUUGUCGAAAAUAAAUGACAGACAGACAGACACACCCACCCACACAUGACUACAACCUCUGGCAGCUGAAGGGUGUGAGUUCAGUUUGUGUGUGUGUGUGUGUGUGUGUGUGUGUGUGUGUGAGAGAGAGAGAGAGAGAGAGAUUGUGCGUGCACGUGUGUCUGUCGUCUAUUUUCGAAAGUGGCCUUGUUGCCCGAAAGCUUAUAUUGUGACAGUCCUUUUGUUGUGCCUAUCUGCAACUCAGCAUCUCCGCUAUAUGGUGAGUAGCAACUUUCCUUUUCAUAAUAUUGUUACAUUCCAUCCUGGAUUUUCCAUUGUUUGAUUCAUUGAUCUAUUUGUUUACUAAGCCAAAAUAACUGACUGAUUUUGAUGUAAAUGCAUUAGAGUGGUGCCAGAAUGUUCUUUCUGUAAAUUGCACAAAAAUCCUUCAAAGUUUUGUACAGAAAUUUGCAUAUUUUAUGUUAAUAACUGACUCAAGUAUAAGUCUUUUUACAAAAGUUUUAAUCAUCAACGUUGAUCAACCUCUUUACAGUGAUAAUUGUAGAUUAUGCUGAUGCUGUUGUGGUAAACUAACUCCUCUGCACACACUUCAUAAUUACUCAGUUGCAAGGAACACUUAUCUUCUGGAAUGUAAGUUUCUUUCUGAAUAUACUAAUUGCCAGUC
This is a messenger RNA of Schistocerca piceifrons (Central American locust), 9437 nucleotides long. Its product is annotated as CUE domain-containing protein 1. Lineage: Eukaryota; Metazoa; Arthropoda; Insecta; Orthoptera; Acrididae. Bases 454 to 1443 code for a protein of 329 amino acids. The transcript is spliced from 8 exons. Gene Ontology annotation, molecular function: ubiquitin binding. The record is from RefSeq and is a predicted model, not a curated record.